AUGGCAUCGGAGUCCAUCUGCUGUCGUUCAGUCAGCGACAGUACUUCAGAAGAGCACCCAUCCCCGUUCAUACCGGCGCAGUAUGGCUGUCGCAGCUCCAGUGACAAGGGGGAGAUCGGGAAAUCUUCUUGUUGUGACAAGGAGAGUUCUGCCCACGAGAGCUCUGGCCAGUCUACCCUAAUGCAGAUAUCUCAUGAUGAGCCAACCGGUGGACCUUCAAAACUCGGGAGAGCGACUGAUUGUGGCCGCCCAAAGGGGGUGAGUGAUAGUUGCUGUUCUCCCGAGUCCAUUAAAACACCUGAAAUAGACGAUUGCAACAAAGGCUGCUGCUCUAAAUGGGAUCCAACCCCAGUGGAGGACCGUGAAAAGCCGAUCUGCUGCCGGGACAAGCCGUCUCCUUGUUGUGAUACCUCCUGCCUCAGCCGCCUGGCACUUCGCGAAUGCGAGAAAAAACAGUUCGACUUCAGAGGGGAACAGACAUCCAGAAGUUCAAUGGAGGGUCUCGUCGAUGCUGACUGCAUGGGUAGUCGGGAUGGAAGGCCCUGUAGCCAUCAUACCCAGACUGUGCGUGAUAGAUAUGCAGACAAACUGGAAGCUCUCGGCUGUAUAUGUCGCGCUCUGCUAGCACUUGGGCAAGAGUCAUGUUGCGCAUCGCGUGAUAAUGCACCCGUGGAGAAAAAACGCGGCUUGAAGAAAACCGCCCUACCUCAGACCCCGAGUAAUGAUAACUUCGAUAUACAGACAUGCUCCGCAACCUCUUCUUUGCAACCGCAAUCGGGGUCGUUGAAGGCUCGUUGCAAAACGAGUCUCAAAGGGAAAAGUAGAGCUUGUGAUCAAAGUUGUUGUUCCAACCCCAAGACGCCAAGCAAGGCGGCUUCAUGUGCUGACGCCUGCUGUGUUGAAAAACCACUCAUCAGAUCUACGGAGAAGCCCGCAAAAGCUUCAGGCAGUUCCCAUGUAAGAGACCUGGAGAAAGGUUAUCAGAGUCGGGAGCAUGUGGUUCUAAGCAUCUCGGGCAUGACGUGCACGGGGUGCGAAACCAAGCUUACACGCACCCUGGGCGCCCUGGAGUCCAUUCAGAACGUCAAGACUAGCCUUGUACUCUCAAGGGCCGAGUUUGACCUUGACCCCAGUGCUGGAUCUGUUGCAGAUAUUAUCAAGUACUUGGAACGGACCACCGAGUUCCAGUGUGAGCGAAGGACCGAUCAGGGAUCCCACAUCGACCUGCAGGUCUCCGGCGAUGCGAUCGACUUGGUGAACCAAAAGUGGCCAGACGGAGUCAUGGAGAUGAAAAUCGCUGGAUCUAACACCGUCACAGUCACCUAUGACGCGACUGUCGUCGGCGCACGAGAUCUGCUCAGCAGGGAAUGGGGCAGGACCGUGACCCUCGCACCCCCUCGUCCGGACCCGACCCUCGCAGCAGGCAGUAGACAUGCCCGCGAGAUGGGAUACAUGACACUACUAUCAAUUGUGCUAACCGUCCCGGUCCUAGUAAUGGCCUGGGCACCCCUUCCGCAGAGGGAGAUUGCUUAUGGCUCUGCAUCCCUGGCACUUGCGACCACUGUGCAAGUCGUCAUCGCAGGCCCAUUCUAUCCUAAGGCUUUGAAGAGUCUAAUCUUCUCUAGGACGAUCGAAAUGGACCUACUGAUUGUAUUAAGUACUACCACUGCCUACGUUGUCUCGGUGGUCUCAUUCGGAUUUCUCGUGAGCGGGACGCCGUUAUCAACAGGCCAAUUUUUCGAAACCAGCACAUUGCUGGUCACUCUCAUCAUGGUAGGCCGGUUUGUCAGUGCUCUUGCCCGUCACAAAGCCGUCGAAUCAAUCUCCAUGCGCUCUCUCCAGUCGCCGGUGGCCGUUCUUGUGGAUGAUGCGGGAAAUGAAAGUAAAACUGACACUAGGCUCCUCCAAUAUGGUGACAUCUUCAAGGUUAUGGCCGACUCUCGGGUGCCAACUGACGGAACGGUCAUCUCUGGAUCGUCCGAGGUCGAUGAGUCUAUGAUGACUGGAGAGUCAAAUCCGGUCGAGAAGCAUAUACAGUCCACUGUCAUGGCCGGGUCUAUUAAUGGAUCCGGAACGCUCUUGGUUCGCCUCAGCCGACUCCCUUGUGACAACACGAUUAGCACCAUUGCGGGAAUGGUCGAUGAAGCCAAACUUUCAAAGCCCAAAAUCCAUGACAUUGCAGACCGCAUUUCUGGCUAUUUUGUGCCCCUCGUUGUGACUCUGACAAUAAUCACGCUGGUAAUUUGGACAGCAAUUGGUAUCACGGUACGGAAUCAAUCUGGACGAGAAGCCACCAUCCAGGCGAUCACUUAUGCUGUAACGGUGCUUAUUGUGUCUUGCCCGUGCGCCAUCGGUCUGGCGGUUCCCAUGGUUGUUGUUAUCGCUAGCGGUUUUUCUGCGGAACGGGGUGUGAUAUUCAAGUCUGCUGAGAGCUUGGAGGUGGCUUAUAAGACUUCUCAUGCCGUUUUCGACAAAACUGGUACCCUCACCCAGGGAAGGCUCACCGUUGUGCGGGAGAAAUAUAUCGACCCUGACCCGAACACUGCGAAGUCGUUGCUUCUAGGUCUGAUCAGCGGCAUUAAGCACCCCGUUUCCGCCGCGAUUGCAACACACCUGAAAGCAAACGGUGUAUCGAGCUUAGCGGUGUCUGAUGUACAAACCUUGACGGGAAAGGGUGUACAAGGCAGUGCAAUGGGUUAUGAUCUCCGUUGUGGGAAUUCUCGCUAUCUUGGCCUUUCCUCUGAUCCUUAUAUCCAGUCUGUAUUAUCCCAGAGGUUUACAGUUUUCUGCUUCACCAUAAACGGCUCGCUGGCUGCUGUCUAUGCUCUCGAAGACACACUCCGUCCCGAAGCGCUCUCUACUGUCCAGAAGCUGCAGCAACGUGGCAUUUCGGUCCACAUCAUCUCGGGUGACGACGAUGGCGUGGUUCACUCAGUUGCCACACAGCUCAAUAUCCCAGACGCCAACGUACGUUCACGCUGCACUCCCACCGACAAGCAGAGAUAUAUUCAAAGUCUCCUGGCUGGCCCAGCCAGUGCCUGCGCCAAUAAGCACAAGAAAAAGAGCCCUGUCGUUUUAUUCUGCGGCGACGGGACCAACGACGCCGUUGCAUUGGCUCAAGCUACAAUCGGCGUGCAUAUGAAUGAAGGAACAGAUGUGGCAAAGUCCGCCGCGGAUGUUGUUCUCGUGCGUCCGUACCUCGCGGGAGUUCUUGUCGCGAUUGCCAUCAGUCGGAAAGCAAUGAACCGGAUAAUGUUCAACUUUGGAUGGAGCUUUGCCUACAAUCUGUUUGCUAUCCUCCUUGCUGCGGGCGCAUUUGUAAACGCUAGAAUUCCACCCGAGUUUGCUGGGUUGGGGGAGUUGGUUAGCGUCUUGCCAGUUAUUAUUGCUGCUGUUCUUCUGCGGUGGUCAAGGGCUUGA
Molecule: messenger RNA, 3420 nt
Organism: Aspergillus tanneri
Lineage: Eukaryota; Fungi; Ascomycota; Eurotiomycetes; Eurotiales; Aspergillaceae
Product: cation-transporting P-type ATPase PCA1
Exons: 1
Coding region: 1-3420 (1139 amino acids)
Biological process (GO): monoatomic cation transport
Cellular component (GO): membrane
Molecular function (GO): metal ion binding; ATP hydrolysis activity; ATP binding
Source: RefSeq, a predicted model, not a curated record